Molecule: messenger RNA, 929 nt
Organism: Morone saxatilis (striped sea-bass)
Lineage: Eukaryota; Metazoa; Chordata; Actinopteri; Moronidae
Product: myelin and lymphocyte protein-like
Exons: 4
Coding region: 25-483 (152 amino acids)
Biological process (GO): myelination
Cellular component (GO): membrane
Molecular function (GO): structural constituent of myelin sheath
Source: RefSeq, a predicted model, not a curated record
AGCAGCAGCAGCAGCAGCAGCAGGAUGGCCUCCAACACCGCCACCAUGGGGAACCUCCCGAGAGGGAUCGGAAUAUGUACGACCAUCCCCGACAUCCUCUACCUGCCGGAGCUGAUCUUCGGUGGUCUGGUGUGGAUCCUGGUGGCAGUCACUCUGGUGGUGCCAGCGAACCCUCAGGGCUGGGUCAUGUUCGUCUCCGUUUUCUGCUUCAUCAUGACUUUUAUCUGGAUGGUGGUGUUUGCCUGCGGGGGGCAUCACAACAAAGGCAGCUGGGCUGCAGCAGACUUUGCGUACCACGGCAUCGCUGCCUUCUUCUACCUCAGUGCUUCAGUGGCUUUGGCCAAAGUGACCCUGGAGAUGAAAGAUGGGACCAACUUCCGAAACUACCAGCUGGACAUCUCUGCUGUGGUCUUCUCGUACGUGACCACUCUCCUCUACUUCAUCCACACCAUCCUGUCUGCCAUCCGGUGGAAAUCUUUCUAAAGGUUUCUGAACCAGAACAGGACUGAUUUUAUUCUUUAAGCUUAGAUCUGUGGACGCUGACAUGAAGGGAGGGCUGAGGGAAGAAGGAGCGUCCGGCUUUCUGAAGCAGGAUUCAGCCGACCCACAUGGUUUGUGAAACAGAGCUGCUCCAUCUGGUCUGUUAAGAUCCACAGAAAUGUCCAGAUACUGCGGAGCCUCAUGUGUUCACUCUGAUACUGCUCAUGUUUUUCCUCUGAUGAAAUGUUUUAAUUUGUGUUUGGUUAUUCUCUCAGCUGAUGAAAGAAAGCGUCUGAUCUGGCUGCUUUUAUACUUUUAUAAGUUUCUAUAGAAAAAAAACUGAACCAGGAUGUAAACUGUUAGAACUGACUGCUUCAUUUUUGUAAAACUAAUGAAUUCAUUGAAAAUGAAUAAAUGUGUUUGCUUUGAAACGUACGAGACAAACGUGU